Culex quinquefasciatus (southern house mosquito) is the source of this 2338-nucleotide messenger RNA. RefSeq names its product poly(ADP-ribose) glycohydrolase. The transcript is spliced from 4 exons. Gene Ontology annotation, molecular function: poly(ADP-ribose) glycohydrolase activity. Gene Ontology annotation, biological process: ATP generation from poly-ADP-D-ribose; regulation of DNA repair; carbohydrate metabolic process. Bases 111 to 2264 code for a protein of 717 amino acids. The record is from RefSeq and is a predicted model, not a curated record. Gene Ontology annotation, cellular component: cytoplasm; nucleus. NCBI's taxonomy places the organism in Eukaryota, Metazoa, Arthropoda, Insecta, Diptera, Culicidae.
ACUGACAGCCGUUUGUUUUGGUCCGAGUUUUGUGUGAAACGUCGAAGAUAUUUUUGUCAGGUUUUAACACGAAUAACUGCUUCGGUUUUACGGAAUUUAUCUAGAAUAUAAUGAGUGCAGCAGAUGACUCACCGCUCGAUCCGGACGGUGGUGACCACCGGCCGUGGCGCGGCGUUCCGAUGGACAUCGUCUACCGUGGGUUGGACCGGUUCGAGCUGCGACACUUUCCGGAGGUGCGACCCUCGGACGACCACACCGUGCUGUACAAUUUGCCGUGGGAACCGGACGACACGCAACCUCCGGCCCCGCGGCGCUCGUACCCCAAGUGGGACGCGAACCACGUGCGAUUGCCCUGCUCGCACCGGAGUCAGUACCCGGUGGAGCAGGAGGACGGAAGCAGCACGUUGGAAAGUCGAUGGGAACUGGUCCAGAAUGCGCUGCUGCAACCGAUUCGAGACAGCCGGGAGUUGGAGAGGGCGAUUUUGUCGUACAACACGAAGUACGCGACCAGUUGGAAGUUUAAGUCGUUGCACAAACUGUUCGAGGAGGAGCUGGACGAGCCGGAAAGUGACGGGUUCUUCAAGCACACGCUGCCCAAGUUGAUCCGGCUGGCAUUGGCGCUGCCGGAACUUGUCCCGGGAGCGAUUCCCCUCCUCAAGCAGGGCUCAAACAAGUCCAUUUCCCUUUCCCAGCAGCAGGUGGCCAGUUUGCUGGCGAACGCCUUCCUGUGCACCUUUCCCCGGCGGAACACGCAGAAGAAAAAGUCCGAGUACAGCCUCUUUCCGGACAUCAACUUCAACCGGCUGUUCCAGUCCAGCGGACAGUCGGUGCUGGAGAAGAUAAAGUGCUUGUGCAACUACUUCCGACGCGUUUGUGCCCGCAUGCCAACCGGGGUGGUCACGUUCCAGCGGAGGUACGUCCAUCCGAAGCAGUUUCCCGAGUGGGCCCGGUGUGAGGCGACGGUGGUGCGUGAAGUGGUGCCGAUUCAUAUUAGCUCCGAGGGGACGAUUGAGGACCAGGGCCGAGGGCUGUUACAGGUCGACUUCGCCAACAAGUACCUCGGCGGGGGCGUCCUCGGCCACGGCUGCGUCCAGGAGGAGAUCCGGUUCGUCAUCAAUCCGGAGCUGUUGGUGAGUAAGCUGUUCACGGAGGCGCUAAAACCGCAGGAAGCGCUGCUGAUGCUGGGCACGGAGCAGUAUAGCGAGUACAGCGGGUACGCGUCCAGCUUCCAGUUUGCUGGGAACUUUGAGGACGAAACGCCGCGCGAUGUUAGUGGACGGCGCGUGUGCUACAUUGUGGCGAUUGACGCGUUGCACUUUGUGCAGAGCAGCCACCAGUACCGGGAGGAGUUGAUGCUGCGGGAGUUGAACAAGGCUUGGGUGGGGUUUUGGCACCCGUUGAAGACGCCGGCGCCGGGUGUGGCUACGGGGAAUUGGGGCUGCGGGGCGUUUGGAGGGGACGCGAGGUUGAAGGCGCUGCUGCAGCUGAUGGUUUGCUGCGUGCUGAAUCGACCGUUGGUUUACUACACCUUCGGGGAUCGCGAGCUGAGAGAUCAGGUUUACGGGAUGUACACGUUCCUGGUGGACAACAAGGUUAAAAUCAGUGAAAUCUGGCGCUCCCUCAAGGACUUCCGCAAGCAUGGCCUCCCCCCGAACAAGCUCUACCCUUACUUCUACCAAGAUUACUACGACCGCCGGAGCAAAACAUCCUGCUUCAACCUGAAAAGCCCAAAGCACAUGGAAAAAUCCCCCGAACCGCCCCCGGGAUCCCUCGCCAACGACCCCGACGACGAAAGUCUAGCCUCGCUGAUGCGCGACCUGGUCGACAACGACAACGACCCCGAGGCAGCAGCAGGCCAACCCUCAACGUCACACGCAACACCCUCGCCGAAAAAAUCCGGCCGAAUGUCGCUGAUUGCCGAGCUGGAUCGAAGUUACUACUCGGUCGGUCCGGGCCCCGCUAAAAAGCUCUGCCCGUCCACGUCGCCCUGUUCGGUCAAUGGAAACGAGGUCGACGAGACGGCCGAAAGCAGCGAGGUUCGCAUCCAGAUCGAGACGGAGGAGGAAGAGGCGAAACCGACCGAGGAGGAGGAGGAGCGGACCGUUGAGGGAAGUAGCCAGAUUCAGUACGAGGAGGAGGUUGGGGAGUUUGUGGAAGGGACGCCGCCGGUGGAGGCGAGAAAGCGGAGCUCUACGGGGGACAGUGGCUCGGAAGGUCGGGGAAGCAGGAAGAUAUCGGACUAUUUCUCUAAACUUGGUAAGUAGAGUGAAAGGGGGCUUUUGUUGAUUGUGUAGACGCGAAAUUGAAUAUAAACGGAUCAGUUGAUGUUGAUUUUGAA